Loa loa (African eye worm) is the source of this 168-nucleotide messenger RNA. RefSeq lists its product as hypothetical. The transcript has a single exon. The coding region runs from base 1 to 168 and encodes 55 amino acids. NCBI's taxonomy places the organism in Eukaryota, Metazoa, Nematoda, Chromadorea, Rhabditida, Onchocercidae. The record is from RefSeq and is a predicted model, not a curated record.
AUGAUAGUAGCAACAAUAACAACAAUAACAAUAGCAAGAACAGGAACAACGACAGCAACAACAAGAACAACAAUAACAGUAACAAUAACAAUAACAAUAAUGAUAGUAACAACAGCAAUAAAAAUAAUGAGGAAAAUGUAUGAUAUUGUAAUAAUAUUAGCGUUGUAA